Molecule: messenger RNA, 1422 nt
Organism: Xyrauchen texanus (razorback sucker)
Lineage: Eukaryota; Metazoa; Chordata; Actinopteri; Cypriniformes; Catostomidae
Product: glutathione S-transferase A-like
Exons: 6
Coding region: 209-889 (226 amino acids)
Source: RefSeq, a predicted model, not a curated record
UAAUACAGACCAUCAAUGUACAAUGCACCCGCAAUCAUUGAUUCUGUCCAGCAGAUGGGGCUGUUUACACAUCUGCCACCGUGCACGCGCUUCUCAGCGCGUCAGAAUUCCGCGUGACGUAAUUCUAUCUCGCGUCCUCGUGAAUAGUAAUACAGAUUUAUUUCCCAGUUAAUACCAACAUUCCCAGUGAAUCAGUCAGAGGGACAUCAUGGCAAAAAACAUCAUGCUGUUUUGGGGCUCCGGUUCCCCGCCGUGCUGGAGGCUGAUGAUCGCGCUGGAGGAGAAAAACCUGCAGGGAUACAACAACAAACUCCUGUCGUUUGAUAAACAAGAACACAAAACUAAAGAAGUGACGGAUCUCAAUCCCCGAGCACAGCUUCCAACAUUCAAGCAUGGAAACAUCAUCGUGAACGAGUCUUUCGCUGCAUGCUUGUAUCUGGAGAGUGAGUUUAAAUCUCAAGGCACCCGUCUGAUCCCAGAUAACCCGACUGAACAAGCUCUCAUUUAUCAGCGCAUGUUUGAGACCAACAACCUGCAAGAGAAAAUGUAUGAUGUGGCAUUUUAUGAGAUGUUUGUACCGGAGGAAGAAAGACACGAAUCCGCCGUGAAGAGAAAGAAAGAAAGUUUAAUUGCAGAGCUGAAACUGUGGGAGAGCUACUUGGAGAAGAUGGGGAAAGGGUCGUAUCUCGCUGGAAAGAUCUUCACCAUGGCUGAUGUUGUUUGUUUCCCCGUCGUUGCGUAUUUCCCACGUCUUGGGUGUCCUAAAGAGAGGUGUCCCAGACUGAUGGAGUACUAUGACAUGGUGAAGGACCGUCCCAGUAUUAAAGCCAGCUGGCCACCUCACUGGCUGGAGAACCCAAAGGGACCGGACACUCUGAAGAACUUAUAGAGACAACUGAUUACAACCUGGAGAUGUUACUAAUACUGCAGGAUCAAAAUACACAUAAACAGUUCAAGGUGCACUCUGUACAUCUCCUCAUUAAAAAACAUUUAGUCCUAAAUAAGUUUGAAACACGUAUAAAAUCAUGAAUACUUACAUGAGAUGAAGACUCGUAUCAGUGACCUUAUACUUUCUCCUAAACCAGCUUCAUAUGCAUAGACAACUACAAGUCAUUCAUUAGUUCAUUUUCCUGUAAACAUUGUUGUGCCAUGUUUGUUUUGGGGACCGUGACAUUGCCAAUGGCGUGAGUCGGGGACAGGACUGUCUGUUUGAUCACUUCAGUGUUUUCAGAAAUCAAUGUUCAUGUUUUUCUAUUUGAUGGUGUUAAAAUUACAAACUUCAUCUUAAGCUUUAAUGCAUCAGAUGUGCCUGUAUUAUGUUUAGCUGCAAAACAUUUACAGAAGUCAACAGAGAUUUCUGGAGUGCACGUCUAUACUAAUGAUAUCAUAAAUCAAUAUAAUCCAAAAAUAAAUCAAAAUUCU